CACUCACACGGUUAUGACAGAGGUUUAAACACGCAGCAGUGAUUCAUGAAUUCACGUGGAUCACUAGAGAUCUACAGGAGUGGACGUCGUGACGUCAUCGCGCGACCAGCACAGGUGUGUGUCGAGAUGCAGAUGCUGGAGACUGCAGGGUUCAGGCAGAAGCUGCUGGAGGCGUUGAGUCUGGGCAGACGGCAGCAGUACUGCCUCGCAGACGCAGACGCACGUGUCCCCCCCCUCCCCCCGCUGUCUGCAUCCUUCUGCAGAGGAGACGAGGACAGCGAGCUGCUCUCCUUCAUCACAGCCUCCUCCUCUAUCGCUCCACUCUCCUCGUCAUCAUCCUCGUCCUCCGAGAGCGAGUCGAGGGGCUGCUUGCGCAGACGCAGACCUCCGAGCCGUCAUGCUGUGAGAGAGCCGCUCAUCAUGGGCAAUCAGGAUGGAAAGCCGAAGCGCUCCGAAGGCGCAGCGCACGAGAGCACGGCUCACGACGGCACAAAGAAAGGGAAGAAACUGCGAGGGGAGGCAGGGAAGAAGAAAAACAAAUCCGACAGAUCCUCUGUGUUCCCUCACAUACGCAAACGCAAGAACCAGAGCAAGGCUAAAAGCUUCCUGAGCGGAUCCAAAGAGGAUGCAUCGCUGGAUGAGCUGGACAGCGCUCCGUCGCUGUGUAAUAAGACGCCCGAUCUCUCCGGGGAUGAGCUGGGACAUUCGGACGCCGAGCCCGAGCAUCCUCGCCCGCAGAAGGAGAAGAAGAAGGUGGCGAGCUCCGGAUCCGACACGGACAUGUACAGCUUCCACUCGGCCGCAGAGCAGGAGGAUUUGCUGGCCGACAUCCAGCAGGCCAUCCGUCUGAAGCAGGGCGUGAUGCUCGGCUCGGACUGUAAACAAACCGGAGACGCUAAAAACACUCCCACCCCCGACUCGGAGCCCUUCACCGUGCUGGAAGCCAUUCCUAAAGCGGAAAAAAACGGGAUUGUGCUCCCUGAGGAGGAGCCGGCUGUGAACGGGCUCUCAGAGGAGGCCCUUUGUGCUCCGGUCGCCGUGGAAACGGUCACAAAAGAGCCUGAGGCCCCUCUUUCUCCAGCUGUGGCUCCUACAGACAGCACCACGAGCCUCCCAGACCUGACUGCGUCGUUCGAAAGCGUCGUGGAGGCCGUGGAAGAAGACCAGCAUUCUCCUCCGAGCACAGAUACGCCGUCUGACCUCAGGUCCACAGGCUCUCUGGAGUGUCCCACCGUCAUCGAGGAGCUCGUCCAGAGGCGCAAGAGCAGCGUCUCCUUCUCUCCGGAGAGUCCUCUGGCCACGCGGCUGCUGAAGUCUGCGGUCAAGCCCUAUCCACCAAUCAGCACGUCCUACAUCAAAACCACCACUCGACAGCUGAGCUCGCCCUCCUGCUCGCCCGCCCCCUCGCCCGCCAACAGCCCACUGUCCAGCCGCCGCGGACCGGACCGGGCAGAGAGGAGGCGUGUCCGGCGCCAGCGCUCCUACAGCAUCACCGGCUCCAUCAGCCGCUCCGCAGACUGGACCGAGGAGCUCCGCACGCGGCCCCCUGCAGCCACCGGCUCGGAGGAGACGCUCAGAACCAAUCACAGAUCCACAUGCAGCUUCCAGAAGGUGUUCACAGGCCGGACGCUGUUGGAGCGCUUCUUCCAGCAGCAGGACCCCGGAGAGCCGGAGGAGGCCGAGAAGCUGUGCUCCAGGAUCCUGGCCAUGGGCCUCCUGCUGCCCUUCAGCGACUGCUUCAGAGAGACGUACAGCAGCGGGCAGAUCACUCCCAAGUUUGACCACGAUCAGCUGUACACAUGGGCAGCGGUCAGUCAGCCUCCUCCGUCUCUGGAGGGACACCUGAAGAACCUGUGGCCCCGGAGCAGACCCGGACCCCCGGACCGGCCCCAGCCCAAAUACACAGAGGAUGCGGUCGAGGAGCAGGAGGAGCAUCAGGCCGGCGUUUCAGACCUUAAAAAACAACAGGAAGAAGAAAUCCAACAAAUUGAGGAGGAGUCGGUGAUAAAGACUGUGCAUCUGAAGCAGGAGCACGUCUGCGUGAUCGAGCAGCUGGAGCAGACCAUCGAAGACCUGCGCAGUAAGAUUGCCGAGCUGGAGAAACAGCAGCCCCUGCUGGAGCGGGAGGUGCAGACGCAGGACCAGGAGUGUGGAGGAGAGGAGCGCCUCCUCCCGGACGUCUGCCAUGUGGACCUACAGACAGAAAACACUGCGCUGCUGACGCUGGAGGCCAAAUCAGUGCAGACGUCUCCUGUGGAGGAGUGCUUAAGGUUUAAAGUGCCUCCUGUGGAGGCGCAGGCACUGGGGAGGAGUGACUCCUCACUGCCAUCAGAAACUGAGAAUGCUUCUCAAGUGUUUGUGUGCAUGUGCCAGCAGCUGCCGUGCGCUUCGGUGCCUCCUCCACCACCACCUCCUCCAUCCGGGAUGUGUGCACCUCCUCCUCCACCUCCGCUUCCAGGAAUGAGUGCUCUUUCUGCACCACCUCCUCUCUCAGGCAGUUCCUUUCCUCCUCCUCCACCUCCUCUACCAGGAAUGGUUGCGCCUCCUCCUGCGCCUCCUCCUGCGCCUCCUCUACCAGGAAUGGGUGCGCCUCCUCCUCCGCCUCCUCUACCAGGAAUGGGUGCGCCUCCUCCUCCGCCUCCUCUACCAGGAAUGGGUGCGCCUCCUCCUCCACCUCCUCUACCAGGAAUGGUUGCGCCUCCUCCUCCACCUCCUCUACCAGGAAUGGUUGCGCCUCCUCCUGCGCCUCCUCCUGCGCCUCCUUUACCAGGAAUGGUUGCGCCUCCUCUACCAGGAAUGGGUGCGCCUCCUCCUCCACCUCCUCUGCCAGGUGUAUCUGCGCCGGCUCCUCUCCUGACUGCAGGAUCAGCACCUCCUCCUCCUCCACCUCCUCCUCCAGGUCCUCCGCCGUUGGCUCCUGGUCCUCCUCUGGCCUUCGGUUUGGGUUCUCUCCCUCCGCCGCUCCCGCUGGGUCUGUACGCGUUAGGAGCUCCGCAGGAGAAAUCACCUCACAAAAGCUUGGUGGAGCCGCCGAGACCCAUGAAACCUCUGUACUGGACCCGAAUACAGCUGCACACCAAAAAGGACUCUCAUGCUCUCGUGUGGGAGAAGAUCGAAGAGCCACCCGUGGAUUUUGAUGAGUUUGUCGAACUCUUCUCCAAAACAGCAGUGAAAGAGAAGAAGAAGCCCCUUUCGGACACGAUCAGCCGGUCAAAGACCAAGCAGGUGUUGAAGCUGCUGAACACCAAGCGUUCUCAGGCCGUGGGGAUCCUGAUGUCCAGUUUACAUCUCGACAUGAAGGACAUUCAGCACGCGAUCCUGAAUCUGGAUAACACUGUGGUUGAUCUGGAGACGUUACAGGCGCUCUAUGAGAACAGAGCCCAGCAUGACGAGCUGGAGAAAAUAGAGAAACACAUCAAAUCCUCAAAAGACAAAGAGGGAAGCAAACCUCUGGACAAACCCGAACAGUUUCUCCAUCAGCUCUCCCAGAUUCCUGAUUUCUCUGGACGAGUCUUCUGUAUUCUCUUUCAAUCGACCUUCACUGAAUGUAUCUCGUCUGUUCAACGCAAACUCCAGAUUUUGCAGAGAGUAUGCAAGACUCUUCAGAGUGGCUCUGGGGUGCUGCAGAUUCUCGGUUUAGUUUUGGCCUUUGGGAACUUCAUGAACGGGGGGAAUCGCACCAGAGGACAAGCAGAUGGCUUCACGCUGGACAUUCUGCCCAAACUCAAGGAUGUCAAGAGCAGCGACAACAGUAAGAGUCUGAUAUCAUAUAUAGUGUCUUACUACCUGAGACACUUUGACGAGGACGCGGGCAGGGAGACGUGUGUGUUUCCUCUCCCAGAACCUCACGACCUGUUUCAGGCCUCUCAGAUGAAGUUUGAAGACUUGACUAAAGAUCUGCUGAGACUCCGGAAAGAUCUAAGAGCAUGCACUGCGGAGGUGGAGAAGGUGUGCUCGGUCUCGACUGAAGAGCAUCUGCAGCCGUUUAAAGACAGGAUGGAGGUGUUCGUGAGUGAAGCAAAAACAGAGCUGGAAAGCCAAGAGAAGCAACUCAGUGACACCCACAAAAUGUUCCUGGAGCUCUGCGUGUUCUUCUCGGUGAAGGCCAAGAGCGGAGAGAAAGAGGUUUCGCCCAACACCUUCUUCACCGUCUGGCACGAGUUCUCCACAGACUUUAAAGACACUUGGAAGAAGGAGAACAAGAUCAUCCUGCAGGAGAGGCUGAAGACGGCGGAGGAGUGUUUCCGACAGGUCAAAGAAAAAGCCACAUACAGCGUCAAACCCAAACACGCGUCUGGAAUCAAAGCAAAGUUGGGCAUGAAGAUCUGAGGCGGAUGUGGACUGACUCUUGUGACGUUUCAUCUGUAAAUCGCUCUCGCAGCAUCUUCAGUGUUACUCUGCCAUCUGCCGUACCACACAGGAAGUGAUCUGAAUGUGAUGUCAUAUCCUGUGUCCUGAUAGAUGAACAUAUCAGACGUUACAUAUCACCGUACAUACUGGAGGACUGAAGCAAUAUCAUCAAAUCAAGGUUGUUUUAUUUUUAACAGACGAAAAAGGGCAAGAGAAAGAAGAGUAUAUGGAUUUCUGAUGCGUCUUUAUUUUAAACAUCGGCACCAUCACAUGCUUUUAAACCAACACUAGUUAGUGCAGUUUAGUGAUCUAGUCAUCAGCUGGUUUAACAUGUUCAAUUCACUCUCCAGUCCUACAGGACCUGAAAGAGACACUCCAGUAUGUACAGUAUAAAUCAGAUCAGUGGGCGGCGAACGUUCAGGAAUCUACUCAGUGUUUUUGUGAAAUUAUGCAAGAUUGUUUUCUGGUUGUGCUGCAUCCACACAUUCACUCACUCAAUGUAUUUAAGAGGAUUUUUUUUUUAAAUUAAUGUAAAUGAUAUUAACAUCUUUAUGUAGCAUUGGUUUGUUUUUAGCAUGUGCGUAUCAGAGGUGUGGAUGGACGUCUGCGCUCCAUGUGCAAUAACUGUUUGUAUCUGAACGUUUUGAGAAGAGUGUUAUUUAUGUAAAAUAAAGGGAUUAAUAAAUUCAGACAUUUUAAUUUA
Messenger RNA from Cyprinus carpio (common carp), 5053 nucleotides. RefSeq names its product formin-2-like. The record is from RefSeq and is a predicted model, not a curated record. NCBI's taxonomy places the organism in Eukaryota, Metazoa, Chordata, Actinopteri, Cypriniformes, Cyprinidae. Gene Ontology annotation, biological process: intracellular transport. Bases 46 to 4329 code for a protein of 1427 amino acids. The transcript is spliced from 23 exons. Gene Ontology annotation, cellular component: nucleus; cytoplasm; endoplasmic reticulum membrane.